GAAUACAUGGAACAGCAGAGGCUGAAUAAACAAAUCGAUAGACAGCUUCAACGUGACAAACGAAAUCAACGCAAAGAGGUCAAACUCCUACUACUUGUUGCCUCGAUGUCUUGCUGUCGGAGUGAAGAAUACAAAGAGCAGAAUCGAAUUAAUAAAGAAAUAGAAAAGCAGUUGAAACGCGAUAAAAAGGAUGCUCGAAGGGAACUUAAAUUACUUUUGCUUGGCACUGGCGAGUCAGGUAAGAGUACAUUUAUCAAGCAGAUGCGUAUCAUUCAUGGUUCGGGCUAUUCGGACGAGGAGAGACGCAGUCUUAUCAAAUUGGUCUACCAAAACAUCUAUCUGGCCAUGUACACACUCAUUCGAGCCAUGGAGACACUCAAGAUUCCCUACGAGAACCCUGUCAAUCGGGAACACGCUGAGCAGGCUCGGGAGAUAGACUACGAGACAGUGACCACUUUGGACCCAGCACACGUUGUGGCUAUCAAAUCGCUCUGGAGUGAUCCUGGCAUCAAAGAGUGUUACGAUCGUCGUCGGGAAUACCAGCUUGCAGAUUCUGCCAAAUAUUACUUGGACAAUAUUGAUCGUAUUGCGGCCAGUGAUUAUCUUCCCACUCUGCAAGACAUCCUUCGCCUGCGUGUUCCCACUACAGGUAUUAUUGAGUACCCUUUCGAUUUGGAUUCAAUAAUCUUCCGAAUGGUGGACGUGGGAGGUCAGAGAUCAGAGCGUCGCAAGUGGAUCCACUGUUUCGAAAGUGUCACUUCCAUCAUGUUCCUCGUCGCUCUCUCAGAAUACGACCAAGUUCUUGUGGAAUCAGACAAUGAGAACCGAAUGGAGGAAAGUAAAGCCUUGUUCAGGACAAUCAUAACGUAUCCAUGGUUCCAAGAAUCUUCAGUCAUCCUCUUCCUGAACAAGAAGGAUCUACUUGAAGAAAAGAUUCUCUACUCUCAUCUUGUCGACUACUUCCCCGAAUAUGACGGACCUCAACGAGACGCAAAAGCAGCGCGUGAGUUCAUUUUGAAAAUGUUUGUGGAAUUAAAUCCAGACCCCGAGAAAGUAAUCUACUCGCACAUCACCUGUGCCACCGACACGGAAAACAUCCGUUUUGUUUUCGCCGCUGUAAAGGACACCAUUCUGCAGCUGAACUUGAAGGAAUACAACCUCGUCUAG
Messenger RNA from Rodentolepis nana, 1167 nucleotides. The record is from the annotation of a GenBank genome assembly. Lineage: Eukaryota; Metazoa; Platyhelminthes; Cestoda; Cyclophyllidea; Hymenolepididae.